Molecule: messenger RNA, 1842 nt
Organism: Ostreobium quekettii
Lineage: Eukaryota; Viridiplantae; Chlorophyta; Ulvophyceae; Bryopsidales; Ostreobiaceae
Source: the annotation of a GenBank genome assembly
AUGGCGGCCCAAGACCUGGAACUGUCGCAGAGGAGACUCCCCCAAUCAGAUCAGAUGUUCCGCGACGACUCGGACAACCUGGGUUUCCUCGAUGCCGCCACGGACCGGCGGGUGCAGGUGCUCCGACGGCGGGUGCUGGCGCUCUCGGCCCUCACGUGCGUCUCGCUGGUGCUGUCCAUCGCCGGCCUGUCCUACACCGGGUCCAUCGACAGGCGUGGGGCCUCGACGGGUGGGGCGGAGGCGGGGAUGAGCAGGGUGGAGGCGAGUGCACCGCUUGGAUACACGCCCCUCGUGAAGGACAAGACGGUGAAAAGGAUCGCGUUCGGAUCCUGCACGUCGCACCUUCUGGACGAGCAGCCGAUUUGGACCGAGGGUGUCAUUGCCAGUGGCCCUGAUGCAUGGAUAUGGCUGGGGGACAUGGCAUAUCUUGAUUCGCCAUUUGCUGAUUGUGGAAAAGGCGAAAACCGUGUGAACAACACUCAAUGCAACUGUGAAGCAGACUGGCUGCGAACGCCAGGCAACUGCAUGGCUGGUGACCUGGACCAUGCGAGAGAAAAGAUGAGGAGGCAGCUGCUAUCGAGGGGCUACCAUAGCUUCCUGCACUACAUGUGCCCCAGCUUCCUGCAGGCUGGUGUGUUUCCACCCACGGGUACUGACCCACAGGUCUGUCCAAAACCGAUAAUCGGCACAUACGACGAUCAUGACUACGGCUGGAACAAUGGCAACAGGAGGCUUCCCAAUAAGUUUGACAUGAAGCAGAUCUUCCUGGAUGCGGUUGGCGAGGUACCCGACAGCCCGCGCCGUAGCACAUCACAGGGAAUUCAGUGGAAGUACACAUUCAACGAAGGGAAGCCUGACCAACUGAUCGACGUGUACCUGUUGGAUGAACGAUAUGAGCGUGAUACACUGCCAUGCCAUUUAAGGCAGGAAUGGUGUAACAACACAGUGCUUAAGGACCAAAAGAGCGGUUACUAUGCAUGGUGCAAGGACUUUGUUGUGGACGGUGGGGUGAAGGCGAACGGCUCGUGUUGCCCCUCAGAUGACCGCUUCUUCCGGGGUUGGUGCCAGCAGUCCGAUGCCAAAACCGACCCCAUCUGGCCAUACCUGUGCGAUCCCACCUCUGAUGUCUAUGCGGCUUCCUCAGCAGCAGAGCCUUCAAACUUGACAUUUCAGGAUGGCAAACCUCUGGCAUUUGAGGUCCCUGAUUGGGACACGGCGAGUGAGGUUUCCCCACUGUGCGAAGUUCUGGGACCAAGGCAGCGGCAAUGGCUCUCGGAUUCACUGGCCAAGUCGAAAGCGAAACUGACGAUCAUCGGAUCUGGGUCAGUAGUGUUUGGCAACUUUUUGCAUCAGCGCAAGGACAACAUGGGGAUCUGCAGUGAUGACGACUGGGAUUGCUAUCAUCCAGCUCAGCUUCAGCUGGUGCACACCCUCAGUAAUGCCAGUGGCUGUGUGGUGAUUGUGACCGGGGAUUACCACAUAUCGGACAUCAAAAUGUUGGACACGGAGCCGGGGAAAAAAUACGCUGAGCGAUACAUGACCGACAAGCUGGAUUCACCCAUCUACCAGGUGAUGGCCAGCGGAAUGACCAACGAAACCGCCCGGGCUCAAUUCUUUGACAAUCCAUGUCAAGACUGGGUAACGGACACGCCGGGGUUCAGGCCCCUGGGCGAGUGCAGCUUCGUGCCCACUCCCGCCUUCGGCAUGAUCGACAUUGACUGGGACGCCAGGAUUGUGCACUUGCAGAUAAUGGACGGCAGGGACGGGAGGAACGUGGCUUCGGGGUUCGACGAGACGCUCCAAAAGAUCUCCUUCCACCUGGAUUCGUGCAAACGAGUGUGA